AUGAUAACAAUUCAAACUACACAAAGUACUAAUGAAGUUAAUUUCAUAAUAAAAGGGAAAUUCAUUAAACAUCAAGAAAAUUAUUUUAUUCUCACAGCAAAGGAUAGCUACCUAGAAUUAUUGACAUGCGACUUUAAGGAAACCAUAUAUGUGCAAAAUACAUUUUUAAAAAUAAUAUUUUUACAACUACUUGAAGACAAAGGCCAUGACAAAUUUAUUAUCGUUGAUGAAAGAUUAAACUUUCGAAUUUUAAAGUUUGAUCGAACUUUUGUUGAAUGUUGUUUUAUUGGAAAUUUAUAUUCUAAAAAAUUAAAAAUAUAUUCAAAAAUAAUUAAAUUAAAAAAAAAUGAUCAAAUUGACAAGAUCCAAUAUGGGUACCAUAAAUAUAUUAGCAUUUGUAAAUCAACCAACUCUUUUUUAAUUUCAAUUGAAAAUUUUUUAUAUGUAAAAAAAGUAAAAAUAAAUGAAAAAUACAAAAAUAAAUCUGACAUAAAAUAUUUUAAUGAAAACCACAAAAUAUGUUGCGAUAAUAUACAAAAAAAAAACAAAUCUAAAUUUAGUAAAAAAAAAAAUAAAAAUUUAAAAAAAAAAGACAAUGAGGAAUGCUUACACACUAUAGUGAAAGAAGAUAAUAGUUCACAUAUUUAUAAAAUAAAAAAAAAUAAAAAUAAUUUUUUAAACCCAAAUGGUAAUGAUAAACAUAGUACAUAUGAAUGUAGAUAUAUAAUUAAUAGUACAGACAAUGAGAAUAUAUUUUAUAGAAUUAUUAAAAAUGUAGAAAAUGGAUUUACAUUUUUUAAAUUUUCGAAAAAUAUAACCUUUAUAACAUAUAUAGAAUGGAAACACAAUGAUUUUAGCUAUUUAAAAUGGUGGGAUAAAAUUCGAAAAAAAAAAAAAAAAACUUCAAUUUCGUAUAGAAUGUAUGAAACAGAUACUAAUCAUAACAACACACGCAUAUAUAGAAAAAUUCAAAACAACUUAAAAAAUAAAAAUAACAUAAAUAGUGAAAAUAACAUUAAUUUUUAUCAUUCUACAUAUGAAAGCGAAAUUGAAAAUGGCAAUAAAAACGGCAUGCUUACAAAGGGGAUACAUAAAAUUAUUAAGAAGAAACCAAUACGUAGCAUUUCUAACAAUUUAUUGUAUGUACAAACUAAAAAAAUAUUUCAAAAAAAAACAAAAUGGAAUUUAAUUUCUAUUCCAGGGGUGAACAUUCAAAAUGAUACUAAAGAGGUUGCAAAGGAAGACAAUUGUAAUAACAAAGAAAAUAAAAUGCACACAAUUUUUGACAAGCCAAACAAAAAUAUGUGUCACAAAAUGAAUGAAGAAUUAGAGAAUUAUCAUGAUGAAUUUAUAUAUUGUACAAAUUUUAAAAUAAUUUUUUUAGUACAUUUUUUAAAAAAUAAUUGUACUUAUUAUGAAUUUAUAAAAAAUAUUUUAUUUUAUUCAAAGAGAAUAUAUAACGAAAUUAUAGACCUAAAGAAACGGCUUUUUUUUAGUAACAAUACAUACAAUAGUAACAAGAUUGAUAAUUCUUUUUUGAAAAAAAAAGACAUAUAUAUUGUAAAAAAAUAUAAAAAAGAAUAUUAUAAAGAUAUAAAUUAUUUAAAAAUAUGGAGUAAACAAAUUAAAAAAAUAAAAAUAAUUGAUUUUAUAAGUCUUCACAAUCUUAUUAAUAGUUACAAUAAUAAGUAUACUCACAAUUUUAAUACAUGCUUAAUUUGUCAACACUUUUUUAAAAAGUUUAUUUAUCUUAUUAAAAAAUAUAACAUAAAUAAUGAUAGUAAAAAUCGGAUGGAUAAAUUUGGCAUUUUUAAAAAUGUCGCUUUUUAUUCUGAACAGCAAGAAAUAAAUGUAUUUUUUUUAUUUAAUAUUAUGAUAAGAAUAAAAUUAUUAUUAUUUUAUUUUAUUAUAUUAUUUUAUUCUACUAACAAUGCAAUUAAUAAAGAAACAAUAUUUUCAUUUCAUAUUUUAAGAAGAAAGACAAAAAAUCCAAAAAUAGUAUAUGAGAUAUUAAUUCAAUUACACCUUUUAAAUGUUUUCUUUUUUCAUAUUUUAAACUUUUUAUUUAUUUCCGAUGAUACAAAUUGUGGUAUAUAUGACAAUUUACACACAAUCAAAACGAAUGAAAAUAUACAUGAACAGCCAAAUAAUAUAGCUAGCGAAAAAAACAUACAAAAUAAUAAUGAACUAUUUUUAGUACACACUAAACUAUCUUUACUAACCAAAUUUAUGAAAUUUGAUUUGGAUGAUGAUAAAACUAGUGAAAUAAAAAGUUCUACUUCCGUUGGAGAAAAUAUCGAGCAGUACUACACAAAUCCAAAACAUGAAAUGUCUCUAUAUUAUGAGCAAUUAAAAAUUAUUAUCAUAAACACAAUACACCUUCAUUUUAUAUCUCUUAAAUUGCUAAAUGUAAUGAAAUUUAAUUACCGUAAAGUUUGUAAAAAGUUGUAUCCAAAGGGUGCCGAGGGAUGUAAAAAUAAUAAAAAAAGCCAAACAAGCCAAAAAGAUUGUAAAAAGAAGCACCAUGCCAAAUUAAGUAACGGUGUGAGUAAAAUUGUAAUCAUAGCUUAUAACGAAAGAGAUGAAACAAAUAUUAUGUUUUUAAAUAUUCGAAAUAAAAAAGGAAAAAAUAUAGGCAUACAUGGCAACCAUAAUAGUAGUAACAUAUCUGAAUAUCAGAUAAUACCAAAAGCCAAAUUAAAAAUUCCCUUAAAUGUUGUUAAGAUUGAAAAAGUAAUGAAAAAUAUUUUUGCUUUGUUUACAAAAAUAGGGAUAUUUUUAUUUUCAUUUUCUAGCAUAUAUGAUCCAAAUAUAACAUUAAUCAAUUAUUACAUUUACAAUUCUAAUGAUAUAGAAUAUAUUUAUAAAUUUGAGUUUUUUAAAAUUAUAAAGAAAAAAAAUUAUUAUAAAGAAGUUAAAGAGGAUAUAUUAUUUUCUGAUUUUUAUUCUGAAGCAAAUAAUUUGAAUAAUUUUAUUAACAUGCCAAAUAAUAACACUGAUGAAGUUAUUAAAGCUUGUUCUGAAUUCUUUUGUACUUUAAAAAAUAAAAAAAAGUUGAUGUACUAUGAUAAAGAAUUUCUUAAUAAAGCUCAAUUUAAAUUUCAAAAUAAUUUGUUUAAACCUUUUAAAUAUUUAAAAAAUUUGAAUAAUAUACCAUAUUUAGAUAGUUUUUAUUUGUCUACAUUUGAAUAUAAUUAUAAAUUUAAGAUUUUUGAAAAAAUGUUUAAAAAAAACAUUUCGAUGUGUUAUUCUUCUAUGAUGUCUACUUCUUUUAUAUUAGAUAUAGAGGAAAAUGGACAGAUUGAAAAGGGCGUCAAUUACAUUGAUAAGAAUAUAAAUUACACUAACCUUUUUUACAAGCCACGAAUAUUAGAGAGUAGAAAAAGGAAGUCUUUGCAAGAUAACCCAGUUAAACAUUGUGAAAAAAAAAAUGGAAAAUGCACAUCAAAUGGCAAUAAAUAUUGUACAUCCCUCGAAAUUAGUAAAACAUAUUUUACAAGAAUGCACAAAAAUAAUGAAAAAUAUGAUAGCGAAAACGAAAAAAUGUUGAGUGAAAAAUAUACCGAUACAAGCUCAGAACAUAAUACCAAUUUUAGCACUACCAAUAAAAAAGAUAGAAAAAAAAAACGCUCGAAAAAGGUAAACUUAUCGCAGCUAAUUACAGUACCAAAUAUGAUAAUCCUACAAUUGGACACAAUAAAAAUGGAUAAUAAAAUUUUUGCACACACAUUAUUUAACAUACGCUACUUAAUUAUUGAUCAUGUAAAAAAAACAACACAUUUAAUUUUUAUACUUUAUAAUUACAAGAAUAAUCGAAUUUUAAUAUAUAGAAAUAAUUUCGAAGGAUAUAGUUUUUAUGAAAAUGAAAAAAAUAUGUUUAAAAAUAUUUUUUUACAAGUAAAAAGUGUAUUUUGUUUGACAAGCACGACCAAUGUGAUAUAUGACAAGGCUAAAGAAAAACAAUUUGAUAAAAAAAAUAUGAACAAGUCAGAAAAUAAUAGCAACUUUGAUAUAGAUCGAUCUUACAAGAAUAAAAAACAAAUGAAAGAAAGCAUUUUGUUGAUUUUGAAAGAAGAAAAAUCUGAUAUUGCAGUUGUAGUAAAAUCAGUUGUUUUAUUUAAUAAGAAGAAACAAUUAUAUAGUUUUAAAAGCUUCUUAAAUUUAUUUUAUGCAUAUAAUAAAAUAAAAUCAAUUAAGGAUUAUAAAUAUAAAUCAAAAAUAAUUAACAAUAAUUCAAAUAUGUUUCAACAUGAUACUUUUAGUGAAUUACAAAAAAUUCAAAACAUAAAAAAUGAACCAAAUGAAUAUUUAAAAAAUAAAGAUAAUAAUUCUAUAUUUGAAAUAAAAAAAGUGAAAAAAAAUUUAGGAUAUAAACUAUUUAUAGUUGAUAAAAAUGACAAUUUAUACAAAAUAAUGGCUGGAUAUAGUUUAUUAUUAGGGAGCGAUAAAAAAAAAAUAAAUUUAGGCUUACAAUCCUGCUUAAGUACUGCUUAUAAAAAUUCAAAUUUUUGUAACAAUAGCUUUUUUUUUAUCAGUAUUAAUAAAUAUUUUAACAUUUUGUGUAUAUCUAAUUAUUUUAAAACAAUUUUUUCUUUCAUUUUAUGUGAUAAUAUAUGCAAUUAUUUCGAGGAUUCCAUUUUGCUGUCCAAAAAGUUUAGUGAAAAAUUGGCUAGUCAGGAAAAAAAAAAUAAAAAAAAAAUAAACAAAAAUACUAAUAAAUUUUAUAUACUUACCGAUGAAGAAAUAAGCAAGUUAAAUUUUUUGCCUCAUAAAAUAUUGUUUACAAAAAGGAUUUAUAAAAGUAGAGAUAUUAUAUAUAUAAUUUUUUUAAAUCAUAUAAGUAUACGUAUUAAUAAAUAUAAGGUGUGUGCAAAUACUGAUCAAAUUAUAAGCUUUAUUGAUUUUUUUGAAAUCGAAUUUGAAAAUAAAAGUAUAGUUAAUCAUUAUUAUCAAGACAAUUUUUUAUGUCUAUCUUAUACCAAUAACACCGUUGACCUAUUUUACAUUGAUUUUGUAAAUAACCGAUUUUUUCUUUUAAAUUCUGUUAAUUCAAGAUCACCUAUUUAUUCGAUCUACCUAUUGAUACGUGCAAAAAGUAGAAAAAAUAUAGCCAGAAAAAAUGGCAAGGCUGGCACAAAUUUCUCGGAUUUUGAGGGCUCUCAAACCGAUGACCAUGUAAUAAUUUGCUUAGGAAAGAAAAGACAAUGUGAAAUCUUUGUGUAUUAUUUAGAGAAAAAAAAUAGUAAUAAUAUCAAUGAAGAUCCCACCAUAUACUCUCAUUUUAAUUAUAAUAAAAUUGGUAGAGAAGGGAAUAUAAAAUAUAAGUAUGACAAUAUAAAUGAAAAAAAUUGUUAUUAUAUGUUUAGGGAAAAUAAAGAAAUGAAUAUUAAAAUGGAGAAAGAGAAAUAUAGUGAUACAAUUAUCUGUAUAAAAAAUGAGCAUAAUUUUAUUAUAGACACUUUAAAUGACCAAAUAAAAAUUACUAGCAUAAUUAAAUUAAACAGUUUUAUAUUGAUUGGUACAAAUAUAGGUGUUGUAAAAGUUUAUGAUAUAUUUAAUGAUAUGGGCUUAAAGAAAUAUAAUAAAUUAUAUUUGAAUUAUUUUUUAUUUUGUAAAACUCAAAAAAUAAUAACAAAAGUAUAUGACGAAUUUUUAUUAGGUAAUGGGUGUAUAAAUUUUAUUAACAUUGAAAAAGUAGUUAAAAAUAAAAUUCAAUGUAGUGAUAAAAAAAAUAAGAAAAUUUAUUCCUCUUAUAAAAAAAAUGCAUAUGUUCCAGUAUUUUGUGAAAAUAAUUUAUAUAUGUUUUUAUCAAGUACGAUUAAAUCCUAUAAAUCAAAUAAUAAUUGCAAAUUUCAUAAAAACGGAUGUACUACAAAAUUGGCAAAGAAACUCAAUUCCAAUAUUGCCAACUUAUUCAAUGUCGAGAAAAAAUAUAUUAACAAUAAUUUUUUUAAAUUAGAAAAUAUUGGAUCUGACAAAAUAAGAAAUAAAAACAUUUUUCUUAUUCCUUUAAAAAUAUGUAUAAAUAAUAGAUCAUAUACACAAAAAAAUUACAAACACAAUAGGCAUGAACACGAAUUAACAGGUCAGGCUACAACUGGCAACGAUCUAUUUUGGCAUAUUUCUAACCAAAACAAAGAAAAAUAUAAUGAAAAAAAGGAUGAAAAUUGUUGUGAAAAUUAUUGUGAAAAUGAAAUGACAACUAGUUGGGAAACACACAAAUUGAAGAACUACAUUAACAACAAGGUGGUGAAAGUAAAAAAUUAUAUAAGCCCCAACAAUAUAAUACUAAUAAAAAAUAAUAAUAAAAAUAAUUUUAUUUUUUUAAUUAUAAUAUCAAUUAAUAAUGAAUUAAAGAUAGGGGUAGUUAAAAAAAGUGUCUUAUGUUUCCCUGAAAAGUACUCUUUAAACAAUUUAAAAAUCCAUAAAUUUGUUGAAGGAAAUACAUCAAAUGAGUUUAGUUAUUAUUUUAAAAAUGGGGUAAUAUAUUCAAGGCAAACUCACCAAAAAGAUAAUAUUAAAACUUUAUUAAGCUUAAAAAAUAUGAACAAUUCAGGUAAAAAAAAAACUGUGUGCAAUAAUAAAUAUAUUGGUUGUGAUUGUGGAAAAAAGACAAACCCAUUGAAGUUUGAUAAAUCAAUUAUAAAUAUACACACAAAUCAAAAUAUAAAAAAUAUAUUUCAUUUAAAUUUGGAUAGAAAUUAUAUAUUAAAAGAAGCUUUUCAAAUUUGUACAUGUAAAGAAAGAGAAGAUAUAUUAAAUUGGAUAAAUGAAAAAAUAAAGGACGAGGAAAAAGAACAAAGUAUAUUAAGCCUAUUUAAUAGUUUAAAAGAUAAUAAAAAAGAUAAAUAUAUUAAUAAUAAAGAAAAAAAUGAUAAAAAUCAAACUAAUUUAUUAUAUAUUUAUAAUAAUAUAUUUUUAAAGGAUAAUAAUAUUUUUGUAAAAAAUAAACAUAUAUUAUAUCUUCUUCGAGAUAAAUAUAUAAAUUUUAAAAAUAAUAUUUAUUCCUUUUUAUUUUUUAUUAUAAUAAUUUUAAAAUAUAAAUUAACUAGCUUUUUUCAAAAUGAAUUAGUUCAAUUUAAUUUAUUUAUAAAUGGCUAUUAUCCAUAUGAUGUUGAACAGUUAGAUAUGCUAAAUGAAUUUGAAAAAAAAAAAAAAAUAUAUAAAUCUGCGAAUAAAAUAUGUAAAAUGUUAAAUGCCUUAUUUUAUCAAAAAAAAGAAAAAAUAAAUAAAAAUAAUCAAAUUUCUGAUUUAGCUUGUUUAGAAAAUAAUUACACAAGUCAUAAAAAAAGGAACAAUGUUGACAACGUCCUAAGUUUGAAUGAAGAUAGGUUUAGAGAAAAUCUCGAUGAAAACAUUUUUGUAAAAAGACAAAAAAUGUUAAAGGAUCAAAAUUGUGACAGUUCUCUUAUUUUCAACAACCAAUAUAAAGAAAUCAAUAAACAUAAUUGUUUAUAUUAUACAUAUAAUAAUGUAGAAUUGGAUAAAAAUUGUUAUACCCCCAUAAGAAACGAGUAUAGUGAUGAAACAUGUAGAGAUUUAUAUAAACUUAUAAUUAAUAAAAUUAAUGUUGAUCAAAAUAUAGAACGAGGAGAUACACAUUUUGGUGGCAUAAAAAAGGAAGGUAAAAAUAAUUAUCGAUUAGCAAGCAUAAAAGCUAAUAAUCAAUGUUGUACAGGUAGAAAUAAACGAACACCAGUUCAUAAUUUAAACUUUGUUAUUAUACACGUAAGAGGUAGUAAAUAUAACUUUAGUAAUAUUAUAGAAUACUACAAAAUAAUUAACUCUAAAAAUGUAGUAAGACAUAACAAAAUUGCGACAAAAUUUGACAAGGAAAACUUAUGUGGCAUGUACAACCUCAAUGAGGAUAACAAAUUUUGGAAAAAGAGAAAAAAGGGAUAUAUAAAAAUUAUGAAUAAAAUUAUUGAAAAAAAUAAUUAUUUUUACACAAUUUUAAAAAAUUCAAAUAAAAUAAACAAAAAUUUGAAAAGAAAAAAGAAUGAAUCAAACAAUAAACAAGGAAGGAAAAAAAGACAUUUUUAUCGUUAUAGAAAUAUAUUUAAAAAAAGUUGGGAAAAUUUAAAUAAGUUUAAAGAAGAGUGUGCCAUAAAAUAUGGCUAUAAAAUAAAAAGUUAUAAAUAUAAAAAUUUCGAAAAAAAAAAAAUAAAUAAAAAUAAUAUAAAUAAUUAUGAAACAUAUGAUUGUCUUUUUGUAUAUAUCAACAGUAUAAGUUACAAAGUUAAGAACAUUGCUUUUUGUAAUUUAAAAAAUAAUUUUAAUAAAAAAUUUAACUUAUCAAAUAAGGAAAUAUAUUUUAUUAUGCGCUUAGUAGGUAAUUAUGUUUACUUGAUCAACUUUCGAACAUAUGUAUCUUUUUGGAUAAAUAUAAAAUAUAUCAAUAAACAUAUUUUUAUUCUUAAAUUGACAAAGAAAAAUAAUAAAAAUCACGUCAAAAAAAUGGAUGAAAAUGUUUACACAUAUGAUGAGUUAAAAAAAAGGGGAAUAGACACAAACUUGUUGAAGAACUCAUUGAAUGAAGAAAACAUUUUUCUGUUUAAAAAAAUAAGACGAGAAAAUAUUAUUAAUUUGUUUUAUAAGAAUGUGACUACAAAUCCUAUUAUAUAUAUUAAUAGAAACAUGAAAAAUGUAAGCAUAUUUUUAAAUAAAUAUAUUAUAUAUACACAAAAAAAUAAAAUAAUUCUACUAAAAAUAAUUUUGUCAGAGGAUAAUAGAAAUUUGGAUAGCCAUAAAAAUAGGGACGUAGAAGUUUUCGAAAAUUCUAGAGAGUUAAACUUUUCAGAGUUGUAUAAAAAGUUUAUUGAAGAUGACAAAAUAAUUAACAGAAAUGUGAAGGACACUAAAAAUAAUGAGAUGAGUGAAAAUGAAUAUUUAAGAAGUUUAAUUAUUAAAAAAAAACAAAGACUUACUGAAAAUGCGAGAAGAAAUAUGUUUACUAGCAAUACUAAUGAAACUAGUAGACGACACGAAAGAAUUGAUGAUAAUAAUAGGAGGGAUAGAAAUACAAAUGAAAGUGCAACUACUUUUACACUUCCAACAUAUGGUGAGCUUUAUGAAAACUAUAGAGCUAAUAUGGUUCGAAAUAGAAUCGAUGCCUUUUUAGGAAAAGACAGAACAAAUGAUAAACAAAAAUAUAAUUUUGAAGAUAUAAAUAAUUAUGUAUUUGAUAAUUUUUUUAAUUACAAUGAUUUAAAUUUUUUUAAAAAAUUUAAAUAUGGAUUAAUAGAAUGUUGUAAUAGUACAGAUAAUUAUGAAGAUAUAAUUGAUAUGAAAACUUUUGAAAAUAAAAUAAUAAUAAUUACAAAAAAUUAUUUAAAAAUGUAUGAAUAUAAUGAAUUAAAAAAUGUAUUUUUUUUACGUUCUAUAAAAUCUAUAUAUAAAAUUAUAUUGUCUAUAGAAAAAAAUAAUAGUAAUAGUAUUACUAAAGAUAAUAUUAUAUAUUCAAAACAAAAUAAUAAAAUAAAAUUAUUCAUAUUUAAUAAUAUAAUUGAUUAUUUAAAUGUUGUUUGUAAAAAUUAUUUAUUUUUUUAUAAAAUAUUUCAAAACAACAUCAUAAAUAUAGCUACCAUAAAAUUUAAAAAUGAUAUACACAUUUUAUGUAAAAAUAAAUUAUUUUACAACACUAUAGGGUUUAAUUUAAAUAUAAAUAAAAAAGAAUAUAUUACAGAAAGCUUUAGGAAGUAUAUAAGUAUUUAUGAAAACUUUUAUUUAAUAGAUAAAAAAUGUAAUAUAUAUAAUAUGUAUAUAUCUCCAUUAAAACAGAAUAAACAAAAUUACUACUUUGAUCAAAAUCGAAAUAUAGAAAUUUGCUACGAUUUAAUGAUUUUUUUACAAAUUUUAAUCGAAGGAAAAAAAUGUAAAACACAUCCACACCAUUGGAAAUACACAACAAAGACAAAACAAAAGAAUGCUAAAAAAAAAAAUAAAAAAAUUGAAAAAAAUAUAUAUUAUUAUAAAUAUAUUAUGAAAAAUAAGCACAAAAAAUUCUUGUCUAUAUUCAUAGAUAGAGCAAUAAUAUAUAUAAAUAAAAAAAUAAUAUUUUUAAAAAAAUUAUUUGAAAAAAAAUCCAAAAAUAUAUUCGAAUUUGAAUUGAAAUUAAAAAUAUUUAAUAGAUUAUUAAAAUUAUGUUCUUAUGAAUUUUAUGAUAAAAAAAAUGGAAUAGAAUUAUUAAAUAGUAUAUAUGAUCAAAGACAAAAUAAAAAUAUUACACCCUUUUCUAUAAUAAGUAGAAAAAAUGAUUAUAUUGAUAUUAUACAUAGUCAAUUAGGUGAUGUUGCUAUUUUGCCUUUAAAUAAUUUCGAAGCUCAAAAUGAAGAAGCAACAGCAUUAAGUAAUUGUAUUCCCAAUUCCAAUAUGACAUGCCUUUCAAAAGAUUUGAACAUAUCAAAGACUGUUAAAAAUAAUUACUUAAAAAGUGGUGAAAAUUCUAAAAAUUUAUUGAACUUUCGAAUUGGAUUGAAAAAAUGGAAUGGAGGAAAUAUAUGGAUGGAAAAAUUUACUAUGGAAAAAAUAAAUGAAAUGAAUAAAUAUCGUAUAUAUGAUAUAAAUAGUUAUAAUGAUGUUAUAAAGAAUAAUAUAAAAGAUAAUACACAUUAUGAUGUUGAUUAUUAUUAUUUAUUAGGCAAUAUAUCAAAUCCUGAUAAUAUAUUACAUUCUAAUAAUGAAGCAGAAGACUAUUACCAAACUGGUAUACGACGAAAUAUCUUAUUAAAUAAAUCUAUAAAUUUUAUGUAUUUACAUUUUUUAAUUAAUAUUUCUUAUAAUCCUAACAGUUUUUAUCAUAUUAAAAAAUAUUUACAUUUACAUUCCUAUUCUUCAAAAAUAUUUGAAAAAAAAAAUUAUUAUAUGAAUAUGGAUUUGUUAAAUAUUAUUUUUUAUUUUGAUAAGAAUGCUUUACAACAAUUAAAAAGUGCAUUAACUAUAUUUCCAACAAACCCAACUAUCGAAGAACUGUUUGAUGCCGUAUCUUCAUUGUCUAUGCCGUUUGAUAAUUCCUAA
Messenger RNA from Plasmodium vinckei vinckei, 11016 nucleotides. Its product is annotated as conserved Plasmodium protein, unknown function. The transcript is spliced from 3 exons. The record is from RefSeq and is a predicted model, not a curated record. The coding region runs from base 1 to 11016 and encodes 3671 amino acids. NCBI's taxonomy places the organism in Eukaryota, Apicomplexa, Aconoidasida, Haemosporida, Plasmodiidae.